AUGAGUACCACCUCAAGGCCUCUCGAUACCGGAUUCCGCCCGAGCCCUUUAAGUCGAGAAUCCUCCGACUAUUUGGAGCUGCGGGAUUCACGAUCUUCCUCUCCCCAUGCCCAUGCAAGGCUCUCCGAUUCCAGUGAAGAUAGAGCAAGUCGGCCGACGUCGUCUGUUGGGGGAGUUGCACGACACACGCUGGGUCUGAUUCUGCUGCUGGUUGUUGUCUUCUUAUGGACAGCCUCAAACUUUCUUGGGAGCACCGUCUUCGCCGACAAGACCUAUGCGAAGCCGUUUUUCUUGACCUAUCUCAACACCGCUGUUUUCAUUCUGACACUGAUCCCUGUCCUGUUUCGAUCCGGGUACCGGAACUGGCGAAAAGGAACCCUACGGUCGUCUCUCCACAGAUUCACCACCCACACACCUUUCUCCAAACCGUCCUUGCGGGCUGGAGAAGCGGAAGCGGAAGCGGAAGCGGAGGCCUUUCUGAAAGAUGACGAUGCGGCAGGCUCCCGAGAGAUAUCUCCGGAAAAUCUCAAACACCUUGAUACCUGGUCAACAGCGCGCCUGUCAUUCUACUUCUGUAUUCUGUGGUUUCUCGCCAACUACUUCGCCAUGUCCUGUCUCCAAUACACCACAGUCGCCUCCACCACCAUCCUCACCUCCACCUCUAGCGUUUGGACGCUCCUCAUAGGCGCCAUCACCCGAACCGAGAAAUUCACCUGGCGCAAACUUAUCGGCGUUGUCGCGAGUCUCGUGGGCGUCAUCCUAAUAUCUCAAGUCGAUCUAUCGUCGUCGCCUCCGUCCUCACCUUCUUCCUCCCCACAAAACCCGACUCCCAAACGUGACGGCGGCCUCGGCGAAUCGUUCCCCAGCAAGACCCCCGCCGAACUGGCCUUCGGCGACGCCAUGGCCGCCUUCUCCGCCCUCAUUUACGGCAUCUACACCAUAACGCUAAAGCGCACCACCAACGCCGCAGCGCGAGACGGCAAGUCACUGAACAUGCCGCUCUUCUUCGGCCUCGUCGGCCUCAUCAACACCAUCCUCCUCCUCCCCUUAUUCCCCAUCCUCUCGGUUUUAAAAGUCGAAACCUUCGAACUCCCCCCCACACGCCGCAUCUGGACCAUCAUGCUGGUCAACAGCGCGUCAAGUCUCCUGAGCGAUAUAUGCUGGGCGUAUGCGAUGGUGCUGACGAGUCCGCUGGUGGUGACGGUGGGCUUGAGCUUGACGAUUCCGCUUUCGCUGGUGGGGGAGUUGAUCGUGCAGGGCAAGUCCGAGAGCGUGGUCUAUUGGAUUGGCGCGAUUAUCGUGGUGUGCUCGUUUGUGUUUGUGGAUCGGGAGGAGGUCAAAGAGGGACAUCAUCAUGAGAGUACUGGUGGUGGCGAUGGUGGUGUGGGGGUUUCUGCGGGGCGGGAGUUGGGGGACUCGAGGAAUGGUUAUGCUAGUGUGGAGCAGCAUGAGAGGAGUUCUGUGGAUUCAGCGAGAGAGACGAUAUAG
This is a messenger RNA of Endocarpon pusillum Z07020, 1488 nucleotides long. RefSeq lists its product as uncharacterized. Bases 1 to 1488 code for a protein of 495 amino acids. Gene Ontology annotation, cellular component: membrane. The transcript has 2 exons. Gene Ontology annotation, biological process: regulation of peptide transport. NCBI's taxonomy places the organism in Eukaryota, Fungi, Ascomycota, Eurotiomycetes, Verrucariales, Verrucariaceae. The record is from RefSeq and is a predicted model, not a curated record.